AUGCUGAACUCAGUGGUGAACGUCUGGGUGGAGUAUCGAGCUGGUAGGUCAUGGCCACGAGACCCUGUCACUGGUCAGGUCAAAGACCCCAUAAUCCUGCCCGAUCUAGGCUUCCAAUUACUCCCUUAUAUUCCCAACGACAUCUUCGGCUUCAGUCUAGCAGAUGUGUCUAUGAACAUUGUGAUGGGCAUCGCAGUGGUCCGAGCAUUCGCAGGGUCCAAGCCGGGACAUCCCUUCAUCGUGCUAAAGCGAGUGCUCCUCUUGAGCUCAGCCUCCUACCUAGGCCGGGCCAUCUCUGUGCCCAUCACCAUGCUACCUAGUCCAGACAUGCGAUGCGUACCCCACCUCGUUGAGGGCAGCAUGUUCUGGUCAGUAAUGUUGAUGCCGUUCGGUUUGUCCCACACUUGCGCUGAUGUUUUCUAUUCUGGUCAUUCGAUACCUAUCACAUUGAGUAUGAUGUUCUGGGUAGACUAUACUGCCUCAGUGCAGGAGCGGAUCUUCGGCUUUCUGCUCAGUCUCGUGGCCCUGUUGAUAAUUGUAUGUACACAUUUCCAUUAUACUCUCGACGUUCUCUACGGUGUUGGGCUCACUGUAAUUCUAUGGCGUCUUUACCACUUCGGCCUCACAGUGCCGGCAGUUGUCCUUAACUCGAGUUUUUAUAUGUUUUGGGAGAUGGAUUCCUUUAUAGAAGACAGGGACGGCCGAGGCACUUCAGAGUCCAGUGUCACCAGUAUGUCAAUCCAGUUGACCAACGAUUCGCAGCAUGAUCCGUUGCUUAUUGACAUUGAGAAGGACCAUAGACCAAUGCAUCUCCAGCUCGCAUCCCCUGCUGGAAUAGUGCCUUGGAGUCUCUAUGAUGAGCCCCGUAUUGUGUGGGGUAGGGUGAUCUGCAGCGAUGAUGCUGAUGACCGAGGGCAGCAACAACAUCACGUUCAUGGCUAUAAGCCAUUGUGA
Messenger RNA from Perkinsus marinus ATCC 50983, 954 nucleotides. RefSeq names its product sphingomyelin synthetase, putative. NCBI's taxonomy places the organism in Eukaryota, Perkinsozoa, Perkinsida, Perkinsidae. The record is from RefSeq and is a predicted model, not a curated record. Gene Ontology annotation, biological process: ceramide biosynthetic process. The transcript has a single exon. The coding region runs from base 1 to 954 and encodes 317 amino acids. Gene Ontology annotation, cellular component: endoplasmic reticulum membrane; Golgi membrane. Gene Ontology annotation, molecular function: ceramide cholinephosphotransferase activity; sphingomyelin synthase activity.